Molecule: messenger RNA, 621 nt
Organism: Corticium candelabrum
Lineage: Eukaryota; Metazoa; Porifera; Homoscleromorpha; Homosclerophorida; Plakinidae
Exons: 7
Coding region: 257-574 (105 amino acids)
Source: RefSeq, a predicted model, not a curated record
GUGUUGAAUGAUUUGACACUUUCAGCCUUGGAAGCUCCUAAUAAAUGCGAUGAAACCAUUCUCUUUCUACUGGCUACUAGCGCUUGCUAAUUAUUUUAUUUCUAGAUAUAGCAACGAAGGUUGUGAAAGCGGUAAAGGUCGCGUUUGGAGAAGACGGUGAGAAGAGAAAAAGGUAUCCAAGGCAAAGGAAUGGCGGAUAAGACAUCAGGAUGAUGAAGAAGCAAGAUUUGAUCUCUUACAAGUUGGAGAUGAGGUUAUGGCCUACUGGAGCCCAGACAAACAAUUUUAUCUUGCCAUGGUGAUUGAGCUGGAGACCAAAAAAAUGGCAAGACAAGACAAUCCAAUUAAAGCAGCGAAGAGACAACUUUCGUUGGAUUAUUUGGAAGAGGCUGUCAAUGUUGAAGCCAAGAAAAUUGCAAGCAAAAAGAAAUGUCUUCAGUGGCCAGUGCCAAGGCUAUGGAAAGAGACAUUGUCUUGGGUAGCUCAACUGAAGAUGAACUGGACAAUGACAUGGUACGGAAUAGAGCCAGUAGUUCAAGCGUUCAGUAUUUGGCUUCAAAGUUUUCACCAUUGAAAGAUUUUGGAAGACCAAGGAUGGAAAAAUCUCAAGCUUCCUUGCCG